AUGGACGAAUCGACUAAAGAGAGUAAGAAUUGCGAGAAAUCCGGGGAUCAGAUGAAUGUCCUGAAGGAGAAGCAACCGAAAGAGCAUUUCAACGGCAGUCCAAUGACACCGAAGAUCAAGAUUCCCAGAUCUCGUAAUGAGAGCACCAGUAGUGACGAGAAUCUGAUGAGCGCUACGAUCGUCGACUCAAACAACUCGAGUCCCGAUGGGAAGCGUCAGAAACCGCAAACACCUGACAGCCCACCCCUCACACCCACCACUCCGCCGAUGAGCCAGAAUAUAGCCACCGGUGUGUUUGGUUACGGCAUAACCCCAUCGCCGCCCCGCUUUGUGUCGCUCGAGGAGAUCAUGAAAGCGGCCAAUGGUGUCGAGAACAUGGUGUUGGCGCACGAGAUAGCCGUCGACAACAACUUCAAGCUCGAGAAAGUGGAGGCGCCCGACAACAGUUUGGAGAAAAGGGUGAAGGAAGUGAUGCACAAAGCCUUCUGGGAUAUACUCGAGUCCCAGUUGAAUGAGUCGCCAACUAAUUACAAACAGGCCAUGAGUUUACUCAAAGAGAUUAAGGAGAACCUGUUGUCACUCCUUCUGCCACAACACACACGCCUUCAGCAGGAGAUCCAAGAGAUUCUCGAUUUGGAUCUAAUCCUACAACAGGCGGACAACGGUAUACUCGACUUCCAGCGCUACGCCCAAUACGUGCUGUCCGUAUGCGCCCGACUCUGCGCCCCCGUCCGCGACGAGAGGAUCCGUGAGUUGACGCAAACCGAUGAUGUCGUGCCUCUGUUCAGAGGGAUAAUGGAGUUGUUGGAUGUGAUGAAGUUAGAUAUGGCUAACUUCCAUAUCCAACAGAUGCGACCACACAUUCAGCUCAAGUCCAUUGAAUACGAGCGCAAAAAGUUUAAGGAGUUUCUCGACAGUCAAUCGAAGUUGACUUCAGUCGACGGACUCGAAUGCACCAAAACAUGGCUUAAGAGGAAUUACGAGUCGAUUGAUGUGUCAAAUGAAACCAAUUGUAAAAUCAUUACGAAUAAGAUUCUGGUGAACGCCUACUUAGAGCUAUUGGUUUGGGAUAAUGGGGUACAAGAGCUCUAUCCGGAGACACUGCUAUUGGACGCCAAGAGAAUUAGUGAAAUCAGAGCCAAAGUGAUGAAACUGACACUAAUUGGGAGCGUAUUUCUCGUGACGUACGCCACCGGCGGUCCAUCAGUUCAAGGACUCCAAGAGUUUAAGGAUAAACUGAAAGACCAUCUCAUGGUUUUGAUAGCAGACAAGUGCGACGAGUAUUCGGUGGCAGAGCUCAAGAGUGUCAUGACUUCGGUGUCACUGCAAGUGAGGGAAGAGCUGAAAGCGUGCGCCGAAGAGCACGGGUUCGCACCAUUGGACGCAUCGAGAGUACAAUCAAUGGAGACGCAGAUUGUGGACAUCCAUUGCGGCGACAAUCGGCUGCGCAAAGUGGUUGAGCGCCGGAUACUGGAGUUCGUGGAGCGGGUGUUGAGUUCGCCGACAGCACAGCCCCUGCAGAUCCCCACCGGUCUGUCGCCCGUAAAGCAAGAGUUGUCACAAAUCGGUGGACAGUUUAUGCGAAUCGUGGGCCACAACCGGGCGGUGUUCAGCCAAUACUACGCCGAUAUGAUCACCGAUUUGGUGCCCGGUUUGAGUGCGUGUGAGACCCGUACCAUAGAAAGAGAUCUCACUAUUAGUUCGCAUUAAAAGCAUGUGUUAUAUGUAUUUGAAGUGCAUUUUCUGAGUUCAUGAUAUCAUAUGAUAUACAGAAUAUUAUGUGAGAAUUAAUAUAAUUUCUAUAUUUUUCGAUUUAUUUUAAUUUCCCCUGAAUAUAUUGUAAAUU
Oppiella nova is the source of this 1846-nucleotide messenger RNA. NCBI's taxonomy places the organism in Eukaryota, Metazoa, Arthropoda, Arachnida, Sarcoptiformes, Oppiidae. The record is from the annotation of a GenBank genome assembly.